UUGUUUGUUAGUGUAAUUAUGACUUUACAGUGGUACAAUAUGGUAAAAUAUGAAUUGUGAAAUUACGCUCCGUGCUUGAAUUAACAAGGAAGUAGUUUUUAUUUGCCUUUCAAACCAUUCAUUACAGCGGUAGUUUACUACAGAUACAAUAAAGAAGUAGAGGGGACUUGGAUAUUCAAUAAUUAAAGAGGGUACCUGUUUCACACAAUGAUGGGCUUGACAACAUCUGUUUUUCUUAUUUUAGUAUUAGUUAGUCAGUUCGGAUCAUCGAUACAAGCAUGCAAUGAAUGUGCAUGUUGUAAAGGAGGAAAUAAUUUUUGUGAUGAAAACAGUAAAUGUCUUGAUGGUUGUAUCGACGGUUUUUACGGUGAUAAAUGUACAGAGGAGUGUCUAGAAAAUUGUAAAACUUGUAUUAAUGGUUAUGAAUGUGGAAAAUGUAAACCCGGUUAUUAUACAAACAAAUGUAAUUUGCAAUGUGGGAAAGGUUGUCUCAAUAACACAUGCUCGCUUGUAUCAGGAGAUUGUACCUGUAAAUCGUCUUUAUUUAUUGGACGUAAAUGCGAUGCUUGCGUAGGUUUGCAGUAUGGUGAUGAUUGUAACAACACUUGUCCUAGUAACUGUGGCACGUGUUUAUCAGAAACAGAAUGCUCAUGGUGUAAAAACACUGUUUAUUACGGAUCAUAUUGUCAGCAUAGAUGUUCAUACGGCUGCAACGGCGGACGAUGUAAUAAAGGUUAUGGAACUUGUAUUAAAGGAUGCAAACCUGGUUUUUCUGGAGUGAAAUGUGAUAAAUGCUCACCUGGAUUUUACGGUCGCUUUUGUGAUUUCAAUUGCACAGAGAAUUGUUUUUCUUGUCUGUCGGCGUCAAAUUGUACCGAGUGCAAAUCUGGCCUUUAUGGUGAAUAUUGUACAAAUGAUUGUCCAUAUGGUUGUUAUGGAAAUUGUUCACUUGCUGAUGGUAGAUGCAAUGAGUGUAAAUCGGGAUUUGUUGGAGAUUUAUGUGACACAUGUGCAAAUGGAACAUUUGGAGUUAAUUGUUUAAAAUCGUGUCGUGAUGAAGACAUACAUUGCCGGGUCUGUAUUGCAAAUGAAUUUGAUAGCUUUGGAAAUUGUACAGAAUGUGAAGAUGGGUUUUACCUAAAUGUUAGUUUUGGUCAAAAUUACCUUGGACAUAAUCAUAAUAUAUGUACAGAAUGUCCAUAUAAUUGUAAAGACUCUGUAUGUAAUAUGGCAGGCCGAUGUACAAAUGGGUGCCUGCAUGGAAAAUGGGGAGAUAAAUGCAGAAAUAAUUGUUCUAAAAAUUGUGUAAGAUGUAGUCAAAUCGACGGAUCAUGUUUGGAGUGCACUCUUGAGACAUUCGCAGAUGAUUGCUCAAAAAACUGUAGCACAAAUUGCAAUUAUACUGACAGUGACAGAAUUUGCUCAAGAGAUACAGGAAAAUGUUUACAGGGAUGUUUAUCAAUGACAAAAUACGGAGCAUAUUGUGAGAGGGAUUGUAACGAUACGUGUAACAAUCAAAGUUGUGACUGGAAAAAGGGAUACUGCUCAGAAGGAUGUAAAUUAAAUUAUUAUGGUUCGUUUUGCGGCAAUAAAUGUACCGAUACAUGUCAAUCAAAUGAAAACAACCGCAUAUGUGAUGAUGUUAAGGGUAAUUGUUUGUAUGGAUGCAAAGACGGAUUCUAUGGCAAAAAAUGUGACAACAAAUGCAGCAGUCAAUGUGUCAAUACAACUUGCAACCAGGUUACAGCAGUAUGCUUGCGUGGCUGUAUUGACGGAUACGAAGGACUAGAAUGUGUUCUGGCUAUUAAAGGUGCCGAUUUGGAAGAAAAGAAACCUCUUGUCGUUAUUGCAGGAUCUGUCGGUGCUGGUGUUGUUGUUAUAGUAUUGCUGUUGCUCCUAGUAAUUUGUCUUAUAAAACGGAAUCGAAGACAAAAAUUAUCUUCCAAUACAAAAUGUGAAGAAAACGAUUAUGUACUUGAUAUGAAAGAGAUUCCGAAACAAAUUGACGAAGACGAACCAGGUGUUAUAUACGCCAAGCCUUUCAAACCAAAACAGGAAGCUAGUGGUGAUGCCGGGAAAGAAUAUGACACUGCAUAUGACGGUGAUAAAAAAAUACCUGCUAUUGACAAUGGCUAUACUGCUGUAAAGAUAGGAAUAUCUGCAAAUGAGAAAAGAAAGAGUUUUGAGGUUUGUGACAUCAGACACAGUAACAAACCUUCCAGUGGCAACGAUGAUUAUGCCGUGGUUAACAAAGGAAAGUCGACUGUGAAAGAAAACGAAUGUAUUGAGGAAAUGUAUGAUACAACGCAUGACAACAAAAAGAAUAAACAACCUUUAAAUAGUAAUAAUGACUAUGCCGUACUAAGCAUAAGAUCUGACAACACUAAAGGCUUCGGAAAAUCAAAUAUGGCACAACCAGAUGAUGUUUACGACUCUGCAGAAGCAGGGAAUUACAAAACUAUGCCUCGUCCAAGCAACGAUUAUGCUGUAUUUAAUUGCAACAAUGGGGAUAAACAUGAAAAUACAUUAUAUGAUACUAAAAGCGAUAAGAAAAUCAGUCUAGUAAACAAUGACUAUGAUUUUUUGUGAAUUAGACAGUCACUAAUCAUUGACAAUAUAUGUAGUAUUUACAUGAUAAACUAUCAUUACUACUUUACGUGUUUUAAUCACAUUGCAGUCUACAUAUUCAGCAAAAUUACGUUGUAUACAAAUUUCAAAUUCAAAGUAUUGAUCAUUAUUGCUAUAUAAUAAGUACCUGUUAGUCGAAUUCCAUACGUUAAGUUGUACUUUAGACUUUAAUCAUUUUGUAUGAGUACACAUUCUGUGAUAUACUUUACACUUUUUUUAUGUAAUGUACGUUAGAAUGUUAAUCUUAUGAAUAAUAAAAUAUAAAAAAUAUGUCAAAAACGUUCAACGUAGGUGAAGAUUUUAGGGAGCAUACUAUGUCAUGCUUUGAAAGUUAUCUUAGUCAUUGCUAGUAACAUUUUACAGCCGAUACAUGUUUUAUUUUCUUCAUCUGGAAAACAAAUCAUAAAUCAGUGACAAACAAGGUAAUAUACAAACACUUAUAUAGGAAAAUGUUUCUCACAAUUUUCAUUUGAACUUUUUAACACUUAAUUCUUAGUAAGCAUUAUAGAAAUAUUGUAUUAUUACUUUUCUACAUGAAUUAUUGACAAAUGCAUGAUUGACAGCAUAGAAUUAUCAUUACCACUUUAUUGCAGGUGUGUUAAAUUGUAUCUUAUUUAGCCGUAUAAUGUUUGGAAGGAUAAAACUAUAAAUAGCGCUAUUCAUCAGUUUGAAUUAUGUAAUUAAAUGUUAAUAAAUGUAAAUACAAAUUAUUACACGCAUUAUCCUGAUGAUUUCAAUUUAAAUUUUAAGCUGUUGAUUAUAGCUGUUGAUUGUAACCAUAUAUAUUUUGUUUGUAUAAAAACGUUGCUAUUAUUAUUUAAGCAAAUGUCUUAGGGAUGCAUAUAAUUGAAGAAAUGAACGAUUAUCAACAAAAAAUGUUUUGAUUUGGUUUUAAUUUUUCGAUAUACUUAUAAGGACUUAAACUUAACAUAUGCGUUGCUAUGUAUACUAUUUUAUCCAAUGCAGUGCUUUCAUUUAGUAUAUUUAUGAACUGUGUUAUGUUUGUACAUCAAAAUACAAUACAACUUUUACUUCGAGUAUUUACCUGUUUUGAUGUCUUUAAAAGAUAAC
This is a messenger RNA of Ruditapes philippinarum (Manila clam), 3699 nucleotides long. Its product is annotated as multiple epidermal growth factor-like domains protein 11. The transcript is spliced from 6 exons. Bases 208 to 2589 code for a protein of 793 amino acids. Gene Ontology annotation, molecular function: scavenger receptor activity. The record is from RefSeq and is a predicted model, not a curated record. NCBI's taxonomy places the organism in Eukaryota, Metazoa, Mollusca, Bivalvia, Venerida, Veneridae.